CGCGGUGCCAAGCCCAACCAAGACCUCCUCCUCCACUGCUGCCUGCUUUCCUCCGAUUUCGCGGCAGUCAUCAAGGCGUUGUGGUAACAAAACGGGCGCAGACGCUCUCAACGAAAAUGUCUAACGUUUCUCUGCUCGGCGGCUGCUUGCCAAUCAAUACCAGCUCCGCAACGGUAGAGGAAGCGACCACGAGCCAUCUUUGGAUGAUCGGCGUCGUGCUGAUGCUGAUUGGGUGCGCGUCGUCGGCGACGGGACUUCUGUUCAUGAAGCAGUCCUCCGUCAUGGGCGAGGGCAAGAAGACGCUCUGCCGGAGAUGGCGGUGGAUUACUGGCUUUGUCCUCCUUGUCGUCAACGCGAUCUGGAUCGACAUCAUCGCCUUCUCCAUCACGCCUAUGGCGCUGAUCGCUCCGUUUGCAGGCAUGACGAUCGUCUUCACCCUCCUCAUCUCCGCCACCGGCUGCGUUACCAAGCGGGAGGCGCCGCUCGGACGAUAGAGUCCGCUCGGACGAGAGAGUGCUUAGUCAAAUGCACGCCUCUAAAUAUUGUGCCAUAAUUAAUUGAUGCAUGCACGCAGGACACGCCUCUUUAACUCAAUGACUUUAUGCUCGCAUCGCAUGCACCCAUCCGCCUGUUUGCAUUCCCCCUUUUUACCACCUCCAGGUACCCAGCCGAUGGGAAGCUGCGUACGUCCGAGCCAUCCCGGGGGGGCGGGACCUCUCCGGUGCUCCCUCGCGCCGCUCGCCCCGCAACGCGCCGGCCGCGUCUCGUUUCCUCCCCAUAACCACCGUCACACCACCUCUCAUCAGGGAUCCUCCUCGUGCUGCUCGGUGUGACCCUCGUCUCUGUCUUUGGUCCCCACGGAGACGGCUCGCCAGAGGCAUCCCCCUGCCCCAUCUGCCCACCCCUCCCC
Emiliania huxleyi CCMP1516 is the source of this 910-nucleotide messenger RNA. RefSeq lists its product as hypothetical. NCBI's taxonomy places the organism in Eukaryota, Haptophyta, Isochrysidales, Noelaerhabdaceae. The record is from RefSeq and is a predicted model, not a curated record. Bases 204 to 494 code for a protein of 96 amino acids. The transcript has a single exon.